Molecule: messenger RNA, 1122 nt
Organism: Miscanthus lutarioriparius
Lineage: Eukaryota; Viridiplantae; Streptophyta; Magnoliopsida; Poales; Poaceae
Source: the annotation of a GenBank genome assembly
AUGGCGGCCUCCGCCACGAGGAGCUCAAGGAGCGCUUUAUUAGCUAAGACUUCGCUAGAGGAUGUUUUGGACGCGGUUAAUGUGCUAAUACUUUGGUUCUAUGCCGAUCUUGGUUCCGUAGAAAUGACGACGGAAGCGUGGGUGAAGAUGAUGUUCCUGGAUGGGUGCUUCAUCCUCAAGCACCUGUACAACUAUGGGAAGGGCAUCAACGAAGAGGAGCUGCACCAGUCGAGGUGGGCACCGGUGCAGCUGCGCAGCGACCUCACUUUGCUCGAGAACCAGAUCCCCUUUGCCGUGCUGCUGGAGCUGUUCAAGCACCUGGCGCCACGGGACCUACCGCGCAGCGCUGACAAGAAGAAGAGGCGCAGGCUGCUGGACAUGGCUCUCUGGUACAUGUUCAGAGGGUCCUACUCCUUGCCCCAGGACAAGAGGCCCACGGACGAGCUGGGCGUGGACCCCGAGCUGCUGCGGUGCAUGUGCAUGUGCGACUGUGAGUCUGGCCAUGGGCAUCUGGAUCGCGACGGUGACAGCAAGGAGAACGUGCCGUCGGCCGCGGAGCUGACGGCCAUGGGCAUCUGGAUCAAGAGGGCGACGACGACGACGAUGGGGCCUGCUGGGCCUCGCCACGGCAGGGCGCUGCUCGACGUGCGCUUCAUGGAGGAACGCGUGAGGCUCGAGAUCCCGCCGCUGUACGUGGAGAAGACGACGGCGCCGCUGCUGCAGAACCUCAUCGCUUUCGAGCAGCAGGUGGGCGCCGACGACGGCGGCGACUACUGCACCACGUACGCCUUCCUCAUGUACAACCUGGUCAGCACGAGGGAGGACAUCACCCUACUGCAGAAUCUCCGCAUACUGCACAACAACUUUGGAAGCGAUAAAAAGGUCAUCAAUUACUUCAAGAACUUGUGUGUGUGGAACCGGCGAAGCGGAAAGACUCCCAUUGACGGUGUGCUGGAAGAUCUGAGGAAAUGUAGAGUGUUGCAUGUGUACCGUGAUUUGGCAGAGGUGAAGAAUUACAUCAACAGACCAGUCAAAAUACUUCUACUCAUCAUUUCUGCCAUGGUUGCGUUGUCCACAGUCAUGCAGGCUCUCAUGGCCAUCCGACCACCAACCGAGCACUGA